This is a messenger RNA of Cynocephalus volans (Philippine flying lemur), 1634 nucleotides long. RefSeq names its product transmembrane protein 59 (gene TMEM59). Gene Ontology annotation, biological process: positive regulation of autophagy. NCBI's taxonomy places the organism in Eukaryota, Metazoa, Chordata, Mammalia, Dermoptera, Cynocephalidae. The transcript has 9 exons. Gene Ontology annotation, cellular component: late endosome; lysosome. The coding region runs from base 141 to 1151 and encodes 336 amino acids. The record is from RefSeq and is a predicted model, not a curated record.
CGGGUCAGGGCUAAACCGAAGCAACGGCUGAGGCGGAAGCGGCGGCUGGUGGGGCGGGGAAGGAGCUGGCCCCGGAAGGAGGAGGAAACCCUGAAAAGAAAACAGCAGCAAGCUGAGCUGCUGUGAUAGAGGGGAACAAAAUGGCGGCGCCGAAGGGGAGCCUCUGGGUCAGGGCCCAACUGAGGCUCCCGCCGCUGCUGCUGCUGCUGCAGACCGUGGCCCUGGCCGGAGGUUCGGGGACCGCUUCGGCCGAAGCGUUUGACUCGGUCUUGGGCGAUACGGCGUCCUGCCACCGGGCCUGUCAGUUGACCUACCCCUUGCACACCUACCCCAAGGUGCCUGCCAGUUUGUACACAGUGGAUCACACAGAAGAAGAAUUGUAUGCAUGUCAGAGAGGUUGCAGGCUCUUUUCAAUUUGUCAGUUUGUGGAUGAUGGAAUUGAUUUAAAUCGGACCAAACUGGAAUGUGAAUCUGCAUGUACAGAAGCAUAUUCCCAAUCUGAUGAGCAGUAUGCUUGCCAUCUCGGUUGCCAGAAUCAGCUGCCGUUUGCUGAAUUGAGACAAGAACAACUCAUGUCCCUGAUGCCAAAAAUGCAUCUACUCUUCCCUCUAACUCUGGUGAGAUCGUUCUGGAGUGACAUGAUGGACUCUGCACAGAGCUUCAUAACCUCUUCGUGGACUUUUUAUCUUCAAGCUGAUAAUGGAAAAAUAGUUAUAUUCCAGUCUAAGCCAGAAAUUCAGUAUGCACCACAGUUGGAUCAGGAGCCUACAAAUUUGAGAGAAUCAUCUUUAAGCAAAAUGUCCUCAGAUCUGCAAAUGAGUUCACAAGCACACAGGAACUAUAUUGAAGAUGGAGAAAGCGAUGGCUUUUUAAGAUGCUUCUCUCUUAACUCUGGGUGGAUUUUAACUACAACUCUUAUCCUCUCGGUGAUGGUAUUGCUCUGGAUUUGUUGUGCUACUGUUGCUACAGCUGUGGAGCAGUAUGUUCCCUCUGAGAAGCUGAGUAUCUAUGGUGACUUGGAAUUUGUGAAUGAACAAAAGCUAAACAGAUAUCCAACUUCUUCUCUUGUGGUUGUUAGAUCUAAAACUGAAGCUUAUGAAGAAGCAGGGCCUCUGCCUACAAAAGUGAAUCUUGCUCAUUCAGAAAUUUAAGCGAAAAAUGUAAUAGACAUCUAAAUUUUCAUUCCUCAUAGAGCUUUUAAAAAUGAUUUCAUUGGAUAUAGGCCUUAAGAAAUCACUAUAAAAUGCAAAUAAAGUUACCCAAAUCUGUGAAGACUGUAUUUGCUGUAACUUUACCUGUAUUUUUUUUUUUCUAGUAAUUUAAGAGAUGGAUGUUUGGGAUCACAUUUUUAUUUUACUAAUAUCUGUAGUAACUUUAAUUGUUAUUUGUAUUGGCUUUUUUGGUUUUUACCUUUCUUAGGCAAAUUCUAUGAGCUGAUCAUUUUUUUUGCCCACCUCCUAACAUGGUAAUGUCAGUUACCUUAGUUAAUAAGCUGAAUACUUAGUAGGAUAUGAUGCUUCUGCUCAGAAAUGGUCCACUAAUGUAAUUUGAAAUUUAGCAGGAAAUGGCCUUUAAUGACACUACAUUUUCAGUUGUAUUGAACUGAAAUCAUUAAAAUUUUAUUUGAAUAAUUG